AUGAGAAGUGAAAGGGUCGUUGUACCUGGUGAUCUAAUAUGCUCCUCUGAUGCUAGCCGAAAAAGUGGCUUAUCUACAUAUGUUUGCUCUGGGAACAUCCUGUCAAGUGCUUUUGGAUUUGUCAAGGAAGAAUCGCAUGCCGAUGGAACAAAAACUUAUUCGGUAGACCCUCUGAAACCCGCUGGCAUAGUGCCUAACAUAGGCUCACUGGUAUUGGCAAAGGUCUCUAGUAUUACGUGGAGAUUCGUUCGCUGUGAUAUAGUUGCCGUUGGGGAUACUUGUCUUGCAGGACCGUUCAAAGGUCUUAUUAGACGAGAGGAUAUUCGUGCUACUCAGAGGGAUCAAGCGGAACCAGCUGAUUGUUUCAGACCAGGGGAUAUUGUCCGGGCUCGUGUAAUCAACCUUCUGGGACCCGGAGCAUAUGCAAAUGCUGGUUCAAUUAUGUCUAGUACUUCGUCCCAGACCUUAUCUACUUUGUUAUCUACUCAGGCUUUAUCUUGUUCUCUCGCUGCCACAAGUGACGCAAACUUGGGUGGAUCUAAUUCUGUAUGUCUUUUAUCUACUGCGGAACCGAAUUUGGGAGUUGUUCUUGGUCUUGGAAGGUCUCCUGAAAAUAAUUUGUUAGAACUUCUUGGCAGUACAAGUGGUUCUCCUCUUGUCCCUGUUGGAUGGACUGAAAUGUUGUGUCCCCAAACACUAGCUCGAUAUCAUCGAAAAGUCGCUCGUGUACCUGAUGAACUUGCUGGGGUUCGAACUACGGAACUAGCCGCUAUUCUUUGUGCGACCUUUGAAAAUGUUCAGGGAACUGUAAUAGCAUAUCAGUAUCCACCAAAUUAUGUCUCUCCUACUCAGUUUAAAGAAAUUGGAAAUGCUGUCAUUCCACGAGCUGAACUGGCCUUUCGAUUAGUCACUAUAGAAGCAUUUAAACACUAUGUUAUCGGUUGUUUACAACGCAUUGAAGGUGUUCAGUAUAAAAGGAAUACCUUGCAGUUUAACAUAUGUCUAGUAAUUAAGCCUAGAUCAACCCCAGACAGAGAUGAUAUAUCACAUUGGCAGUUCUGGGAUGAUCAAUCUGCUGGUGGCCUGAGACCCAAUGUUCAAGCAGCCUAUGAAGCUUUAACACUAAAGAUAAAUAGAUAUUUUUACUCUUUAGAAGAACAGUGUGCUUUCCUGUCUCGGGCUUUGGGACAUCAUGAUGGUGCAGUGAAUUCUGUUAAUUUGCCGUGUCUUGAUUCAAUUUAUAAACAGUUACACGAAUCAGGGAUGUGUAUCAUUUCAUUUCCGAAUUGCGGUUCUCUUUACUUACGUUUCAGUCCUCGACAAGAUCGAGGAUCAUAUAGUAACCUGUCGUUUGAUACAUCUGAACUUGUUCAUGAACAUAUUACAAACAGUGAUACUGAAUUGAAAUUUGAUCAAAAAAUUAGACAAAUCAAUCUGCAUUAUAAUAAUCAACUUGUUUUUCCUAAUUUCAAUCCUCAAACUGAAUCAGAAGUUACUGACGAUUGUGUAUUCGUUUUAAUCGCUUCACCGUCGUAUAAGUGUCAUUCAAAAUUAGGAUAUAAUAUGAGUGGUGGAUGGAGGCCUUUGGAUGCAGUUGCUCAGCGUAUUUUGCCUUAUAUUGAUGGUAAACGGCGUUUAAUGGAGUUAGCUCAUUUGGCUCAAUUGGAUGUCACUAUAGCUCGUUUAUGCUUAAUUGACCUUGCUCGAAUAGGAGUUGUACGUUCGUUACCAUAUCCCACAUUUUUGGUACCAUCUUUACAAGUUGAAAGAUUUUCUAAUAUGAAUCUUAUCCCCGGAUGGUUGGGUUUACCACGAUUAGCAACUUUACUUACAGAUUACAACCUUAGCAGAAUUUGCUUAGAAACGGUAGUACCACGUAAUCACCACCCUCAUAAACCAAAUGGCUUAUGUAUUCAUGAUAUAUUCCGUUUGUACACAGUGCUUUGUGCAUCUUCUAAUUUUAGUUUACCGUACUUAGUUUCAGCCAAUCCACAUAUUCGAUUUACUGAGUAUCCUAAUUGUAUGAAUUCUUCGUCUUCAUCUUCAUAUUAUUCUCUCCCACCGAUUCAACCAUCGAAAUUUUGUCCUUGUUAUACUUUUCAAUUUCAUAAACGUCAUCAUCGUCAUUGUUCUAAGAUUAGUCUACUAUCACUUGUACAGUUCGGUGAAGUUAACGGUUUAAUAAGACGAAUUCAGUGUUAUCCAAUCAGUGAUAAAUUAGCAAUACCUGAUGAACAAACUAGUAAUCAUCGACUACCGUCUGUUGCAUCAUUAUCAAAAGAAUCCUCCUCGGCAACUUCAGCAGUCAUAAUUACACCAAAUUCUAGUAUGAAUUCAACACUACGUCAGAUAAAAACUCAUUCAAAUUCUUUACGACAUAAUCCAAGUAAAUUUAGUAAAAAACCAAAAAUAAUCAAUGAACAAAUGUGGUCUACGGCAAAAUCUAUGCUAAUGGAUGGUCAGCAUAGUUUAGACUCAAUUAUCACCUUUAUGGUAAUGAAUAAUGACAGUUCAGUAGAAUCUCCACCAACUGUACAUAAAAUACCAGAGCAUAUAACUGAAAUAUCUCAAUUAUACCGUUUUGAUGAGUGUCUGAGUGGACAAAUGCCUCAUAAUGAUCAUGAUAUUUCUCAGAUAAAUAGAAGCAAACUGUCGAACAGCUUUAGUUUUAGUCCUGAUGAUACAAUCGUUAAUAAUAACAGUCAAAUUGUUGAAGAAAUAAUUGCGCAUGAUCGAAUAUUAGACAACAGAUUAUGGUCUAAACCAGAGGAUUGCAUGACUGCAUUUAUAGGCCCACUGGAUCUAGACAAAACACACUUGACAUUACCAGAUCUGUACUGGAUGUGGCGUUGA
Molecule: messenger RNA, 2853 nt
Organism: Trichobilharzia regenti
Lineage: Eukaryota; Metazoa; Platyhelminthes; Trematoda; Strigeidida; Schistosomatidae
Source: the annotation of a GenBank genome assembly